AACCCGGUUUAAAGUGUCUCUCGCGCCCCUAGCGUCUCCUCAGAGCACCUGCAGCUCCGCACCAGAAGGAACUCAUAGACUGAUUGUCACAGAUCCUCUCCCACAGCUCCCAGAGCCACAUUACUGACAUUUUACAACAAUCAUUUCCUACAGGCACUGUCCCCACCCUCUUUACUCGGCUUUAGCACGGAACCGCACGGCACGGCUCGACUCGCUGCCAGCCCCGGCCCUCCUCCAGCGCUUGAUUGGAUUAGAGUCGGCUAGCCUUUGCACUCUAACCCCGCUGAUGCUGGCUGGCUGCUUCCUGCUCUCUCCACUCCCCCUGACCGACUGACGAAGCCUGCCGAAGCCGCACGGCGGAGCGCCCUGCACGGACACAGCCGACCGGGACGAGCCGCUACAGCCAGAGCAGAGCCGCGAAACACAAGCAGGAGGACGAAAAAACGAGGCAGCCAUGCGGAGGAAAUCGAGGAUAUUGUUAUGUUUUGCCGUGCUGUGGGUGCUGGGGAUAGCCUACUACUUCUAUUCGGGGACAGCGUUGAGUCGAAAGGAUGACUGGGCCUCCAGUGACUCGUCCGGUAGGAGUAAAGCUCACAUCUCUGACGGCAAGACUCACAGCCUGGAGACUCUGCCGCCAGGUAAGGUGCGCUGGCAGGAUUUUGACCAGGAUCUGUACGUUGGAGCCACGGUGGUCCGACCGGGUCAGGAUCCGUACGCCAGGAACAAAUUCAACCAGGUGGAGAGCGAUAAACUACGCAUGGACAGAGCUGUGCCUGAUACGAGACACGACCAUUGCAGACAUAAACAAUGGAAGUCAGACCUGCCGGCCUCCAGCGUCGUCAUCACCUUCCACAAUGAAGCUCGCUCUGCUCUGCUGAGGACUGUGGUCAGUGUCCUGAAGAAAAGUCCCUCUCACUUGGUCAAAGAGAUCAUUCUGGUUGACGACUACAGUGAUAACCCGGAGGACGGAGCGCUGCUGGGGAAGAUUGAAAAAGUGCGCGUGUUGAGAAACGACCGGAGAGAAGGACUGAUGCGUUCAAGGGUUCGGGGUGCAGACGCUGCCACGGCACCAGUCCUCACCUUCUUGGACUCUCACUGUGAAUGUAAUGACUACUGGCUAGAGCCUCUACUGGAGAGAGUAGCUGAGGACAAGACCAGAGUAGUUUCUCCCAUCAUUGAUGUCAUCAACAUGGACAACUUCCAGUAUGUAGGAGCCUCGGCCGAUCUGAAAGGAGGUUUUGACUGGAAUUUGGUGUUUAAAUGGGACUACAUGACUCUGGAUCAAAGACGAGCCAGACAAGGCAACCCCAUUGCCCCCAUAAAGACUCCAAUGAUAGCAGGAGGUCUAUUUGUCAUGGAUAAGGAAUACUUUGAGCUGCUGGGAAAGUACGACAUGAUGAUGGAUGUGUGGGGAGGAGAGAACCUGGAGAUCUCAUUUCGUGUGUGGCAGUGUGGUGGAAGUCUGGAGAUCAUCCCCUGCAGCAGAGUUGGCCACGUCUUCAGAAAGCAACAUCCAUACACCUUCCCUGGGGGCAGCGGGACUGUGUUUGCAAGGAACACGAGGAGAGCAGCAGAGGUGUGGAUGGAUGAGUUUAAAAACUUCUACUAUGCUGCUGUCCCCUCAGCGAGAAAUGUCCCCUACGGAAAUAUCCAGAGUCGUUUGGAGAUGAAGAAGAGAUUAGGCUGCAAGCCAUUCAAAUGGUACCUGGAGAACGUCUACCCUGAACUGCGAGUCCCAGAUCACCAGGACAUAGCGUUUGGAGCCUUGCAGCAGGGAGGAAACUGUCUGGACACCCUGGGUCAUUUUGCUGAUGGUGUGGUGGGCGUCUAUGAAUGCCACAAUGCUGGGGGCAACCAGGAGUGGGCCCUGACCAAGGACAAGUCAGUCAAACACAUGGACUUGUGUUUGACUGUGGUGGACAGAACAGCUGGCUCCCUCAUCAAACUACAAGGCUGUCGAGAGAAUGACAGCAGACAGAAAUGGGAGCAGAUUGAGUCCAACUCAAAGCUUCGUCACGUGGGCAGCAACCUCUGUCUGGACAGCCGCAGUGCCAGGAUGGGCGGACUCACUGUGGAGGUCUGCAGCCCGAGCCUCAACCAACAGUGGAAGUUCACCCUCAAUUUACAAUCAUAGGGGGCGCUACAGACCCUGGGAAGAGUUGGAUAUUAGAUAGAGACACCAACAGACUCUGAGACCCGGAUAAAGAGAUGGAAAGACAAACUUGAUGGAUUAAUGGAUCCCUCUUGCUCCACCUCCUCAGAGGUACAGCCAGUCACGUCUAUACACCCCUCCCCCACCUCACCCCUCCCAAAAAACAAAGAGCCACACCCACUGGGGGGGAGGGGCUUGUAGACCAUAAUGGAGUAAACCGGAAACUGACUGGUGGAUGGAUGGUGACAGUGACGAUUAUGAUUAGGAUAAAAGCGAUGAAGAGGCUUUCCAUCCAAACUACAUACCUCAGUGUUUUUUCAUUGAUGGUUCCAGAGGCAAAUGACGAGUGAAUUCUUUUUUUUCUUUUACUUUCUUUAAUGCUGGUGAGAUCGAACUCUUUGAUGUUUUUACUUUGUAAUUAUUUUAUUUUCCUAUUAAUAUUUUUUAUUUCUUGCUGUUGAUUCUCCACGGAGGUGUCGCAGGAGCUUUUUUUUUCAUUCUCGAAAGAAUCAGGUGUUGGUGUUGUCGCUCCUCUCCGCUGCUCUCUCUUUGUUUCACCGCACCGAGCUAGAGCCUGUAACGGCGGACGGAGGCUUCAGGUUGUGGUUUUUGGUGAAGUUUGGGUGUAGAGUGAUGUGAUUCGAGGAAAUGGACUUGAUUCCUUGAGCUUUUCCUCUCGUUUACUCGCAUUGCUUUACAGGACUAACAGAGAAAAGAGAGGCGAGGUGGAGAGAAGAAUGCUGUGUGUUCUGCUUUGUUUCCUGCAGACUGUGUCUUGGGGAGGGGAAGGGGGAUCAGGGAGGAGCUUCUCUACUUUGGAUGGGGCAGUUCCUGAAACCAGAAAGUGUCAUGAAGCCCACCCUCAGGAUUUACUGUUUGUCUUCAGGCUGUAGCACUGGCUGCCACAGCAUCUUCACUUCUACACCAUUAUGUCUCUAAAGAAACCGUACACAAAAAAAAUCUCUUAUCCAUCUUUUUUUAUUUAGUUUUGUCAAAAAAAUGGAACCAAAUUUUAAAUGGAUGUUUUGUGUUUCAGGAAUACCAGAAGAGUGAUUUAAAAGAGUUCUUCUUCACAUACUCUUGCUGCUCUCUAACUGCUCCCUGUGCAGCGGUUCAGUUUAUACACCUUCUCUUCCUGCACAGAUAAUUUUCUUUGCCUGUGUCUUUUUUGACAUUGUAGGAAGGUUACUGUCUAUUAAUCACACCCAAACUGGAUUUAACGUUGCAGCUGUUUCUCUAGAGCUAACAGGUGUUGGCUGCAAAAGGAAUGUAUAAUAUCACCACGAUGAGACAGUCAAUAUUUUACAGAUCAGCUAACAUGAUUGAGAUGUUUGUUUCUACACUUUCAACUUACCCUAGCCUGCUAGAAGGAAACACCAUCAUUAUGUGGCUAACAUUUUACACUUGACAUCCGAGGUCCCUCUUUUUGUUGACAAAGUAAAACCUUGCUUAUUCCAGCCUGAGCAGAUGUGCAAAAAGAAAAAGGGGUUUCCAAAGGCUUGAUUGUAGUCAAACUGUAUGAAAUGUGCUCUGAAAAGAUGCAUGUAUCACCAACAAGCUCCCACAGUUACACUCAGUCAGUAGUGUUUUCCAUCAACAUGUUUUUUCUUCUUCAUUGUGCCUGUUAGAUGAGCCAUCUGCUCAGAAGUUUGAAACUGCAAUAAACAAGGUUUUACCAUUGGUCCUCACUCUAUUUCUGAUAGAGGUGAGCAGAUUUUUCUGAUUGCAUUUUACUGAUACAAAAUACAAAUGAGAACACUUGUUCGUUUUGGCGAGCUACUUUAUUCUGUGGAACAAUAUUUCAGUGUCACCAAACAGCAUUAUGCCACUUUUUUGUUACCUGAUCGUGUUACUGAUACCAUUUUCAGUACGUGUCUGUCUGUUGUGUAUCUUUUGCAACACUAGUCUCUUCUGGGCUUCAACAUGGGUUCAUCUUAAGUGCUAUGAUCCUCCGUACUGUUAGUCAUUGAUGAGUAAUGAUGGUGCAGUUUGGGGGAAUUGGUUUUGAUUAAAUUCGGAGCGACUCAUCACUUGGCAGCUUCAAGGCAUCUUACAUUAACACAAAACAUCUUUGAACAGAUAUACUGUACAACAGAAAUGGCCUAUAAAGCUCGCAUCUCCUAUUUCCUAAUUUAUUCUAGAAAGACGCUGCAGCCUCAAGUGUUGUACUUUAAUGUCAAAUAUCCUCUCUGUUUCUCAAUAUUUCUCUCUCUCUCAAACGCGCACAUUCACAUCCUUACUUGUAAAUGCUCCUUAGAUUUUUUUGUUUGUUUUGGACCGAUUUACAGAAACUGACAGCUUGUCGUGUUUGCUGUGUGACAAUUUUCAAUCCUCUGUUCCAUCACUUUGUUUGUUUUCUGCCCUUUUUGUUCCUUGUACCUGCUGUUUGCCUUGUCUUAUACAUUCAUCCAUCUGUAAGCAGAGUGAGGAGUAGAGAAGGUCAGGUGAAACUGCAGCUUGCAGGUUGCUGCAUAGUGCUGCGAGGCCCAGAUGUGAGGAAGGUUUUGUGUUGCCAUGGUGACCAGACUCAAGGGCCCAAAUCUGAUUUAAGGUUUCAGUUAGUUAGAUUUCAUGCUAAUCAGAAGGUGGAUUUACUGAUAAAUAACGGAAAAGGGUUGGGGGGGUUUGCCAUUCUGUUUGGAAACUGCAAAAAAUGUGAAACUUUCAGUUGUGUCUUAAUUUCUUAAGGUUGUUGCAAAUCAAUAAUUCUUAUACUGAAGAGCUCGUUGGAAUUUAAGUUGUAAAUAAGGAUUUGGUGGAGUACAGUGCACAAAAUCAAGUUUUAAUGCUUCAGUGUUGCUCAGCGUUGGAUAGGUGAGAACCCCAAACUAGGAAGUCUUCAUUUUCAAAGUAUCUGGCCCUUUGUCAUUGUCAGGCAGGGUAACAUGAUGAUGUUUUUAGUGGUGUAUAGCUCCCUCUAUUGUCACACCUCUUGUGGGUAACGAGCAGAGAACUAGAAAAGAAAAGGAAAAAGGGACCGGAGUAAACUUCUGAUGCACGAUGCACCACCCGAGAGUUUCAAAAAAUUUUCUUAAUCACAUUUUCUUUGUCUUUGGUUCAUUCUUUUCUUCUUAAACUGUUGAUUGAGCCAAACUAAAAUGGCCAGGCAGUGGAAACUGAACAGGCAUGAGAACCAAACUGCACACACCUGAGUGACCAUGCCAAUACUGUCUGCAACAAUGGUUCAAAUAUGUUGUUUUAAAGCCUUUUUCUUUUUAAACUAGUCUUGAAAACAUUUUUAUUUUAUUUUGUAUUAUUUUUAUGUUAUACACAGAGGAAAUGACUGUAAUAAUUAAGUAGUCCAGCGCCUCAUUUUGAUUGGAUGAUUAAAUGUUUACAUCUUUAGCACAGUGUGCCAAAGUUCCUUCCUGUUUUCUCUGUAUGAGGAAGAAUGAGAAGAGGUAAAAGUCGCAGAGAACUCGUUCAGUGUUGGGUGCACAUUUGCCUACAGUGUAUGUUGUGUAUCACAUCUUCCCGUUCUCACUUCGACACGUAGGAUACACCGGGGUGAGAAUGGCUCUUAGCUGCUGAUAAGGUGUCAGUUUUAUAAUGGACACAGGGUACAAAUUUGGCAGUUUCCUUAUUUGAUGUCUUAAAAUGUGUCUGCAAAACGUCUGAGGCAGAACCAACUCUGUGUGUGUUAACACUUUGCAAGAUUGACAAUAUUCUUCCUCUCUUUCUAUGAUGCUUUUAGCUUUUUUUCUAGACAGGCAUCUGUAUUAGCAUUAAAAGGGGUCAUAUAACUGAACACCAGUCAGCGAACAGGAGCGUCUUCCCCACUGAGCCAGAAGGACUUUAUUCAUACUCACUGUUUUGGAGGGAAACAAUCAGCUGGUUUAUUUGGUGGAAUUUACCAAGAGAGGAGGUGUAAAAGUCGAGCUUUGUGUUCUCUCAGCUUUUCAUGAUUUGUCCUAACAAGAGGGAAGUCUUUCACCUCAAAUGCCCUCUUAGGAUUAACAGAAGAGCCCUCUCUGAUAUGUGAAAAACCCCGCUGAGACAUCCAGCUAAGGACUGCUAAAGCUUCUCCAUCUUUUGCUAUGAGUGACAGUAACAGUGUUUGAGUCAGGGCAUAAGGGGGGCUUAACAUGCACAUAAGACACUGUACUGUACAAGUCUCAUCAACCAGUAAUGACCGAUAAACGGUAAAACAGUAAUCAAUAGAGAGGGACAUGAAGUAAUGGGGUAAUGAUGUGUUUUUUAAGAGGAAUGUGGCUUCAUUGAAUGACAGUGGUGGGUGAAAUGGUACGAGGGGUCACACAUGUAAAAGUGUAUAUUUUUGUAUAUACCUACAUCAGUGUGUGUACAGUAUGUACAUAUAUACACAGUGUACUCAGCCGCGGUUCCUAGUUUUGUUGUCAGACUGUACAGCGCUUCUAACUGUUCCCUGUUUUAUAGAUUCUGCAGAAAUUCAACUUUGAAUGAGGAGAAAUGAUUAACUUAAAUAAAUGCAUUUAUAUAUAUAUAUAUAAA
Molecule: messenger RNA, 6622 nt
Organism: Siniperca chuatsi (mandarin fish)
Lineage: Eukaryota; Metazoa; Chordata; Actinopteri; Centrarchiformes; Sinipercidae
Gene: galnt2
Product: UDP-N-acetyl-alpha-D-galactosamine:polypeptide N-acetylgalactosaminyltransferase 2
Exons: 16
Coding region: 455-2134 (559 amino acids)
Cellular component (GO): Golgi apparatus
Source: RefSeq, a predicted model, not a curated record